Aedes albopictus (Asian tiger mosquito) is the source of this 750-nucleotide messenger RNA. Its product is annotated as cuticle protein CP14.6. Gene Ontology annotation, molecular function: structural constituent of chitin-based larval cuticle. The coding region runs from base 137 to 565 and encodes 142 amino acids. The transcript is spliced from 2 exons. The record is from RefSeq and is a predicted model, not a curated record. Gene Ontology annotation, cellular component: chitin-based extracellular matrix. NCBI's taxonomy places the organism in Eukaryota, Metazoa, Arthropoda, Insecta, Diptera, Culicidae.
UGUUCGAUCACCUUCCAUGGUCAACUCAGUUGCAAGUUUGUAUAUAUAGACAAAUGCAAACCACCGAAAGGUAUCAGUGGGCAUUCAGCCAGCAAACUAGCAGCGUCUAUAUAGAUCUUUUAACAAAUAUAGAAAAAUGAAGCUGUUUAUUACUUUGUCCGCUGUACUGGCCGUGGUGGCUGCAAAUAGCUAUGGUGGUGGUGAUCACUAUGUGGACCAUAAGCACAUUCCGAUCGUGCACAGCGAGCAUGCUCAGGGCAACGACGCCUUCAAGUAUUCAUACCAAUCGGGUAAUGGAAUCACCGUUCAGGAACAAGGCCAUGUCAAGAACUUUGGCAGCAAGGGUCACGAAGCUAACGUUGCUCAUGGGUCGUACUCUUACGUUGAUCCCCAUGGUGAAACCGUUUCUGUGAGCUACGUUGCCGACGAGAAUGGAUUCCAUGCCGAAGGGUCGCACAUCCCGAAGGCACCGCCACUACCAAAGGAGCUGGUUGAGGCCUACGCCAAGGUGGGCAGUCAUCCAGAGGCCCACCACGAGGAUCCAGCAAGCUACAAGGGUUACUAGGUAGAUCCGACAUUGCUGCAACAUCCAGCAGGGUGUAUUCUCUCGUUAUGAGUGUAAUCCAAAAUGUGAUAGUCUAUCCGAUUGUCAGCCGGAUAGUGCCUAGAGUAAUAAUUUUUAUAAUUAUAUGGAAAACCAAAACACCAGAUGUAAAUAAAAUAUAUGAUGUCUAUUUUUGAGAACACAUG